Lentinula edodes (shiitake mushroom) is the source of this 828-nucleotide messenger RNA. Its product is annotated as V-type ATPase. Bases 286 to 780 code for a protein of 164 amino acids. Gene Ontology annotation, biological process: proton transmembrane transport. The record is from RefSeq and is a predicted model, not a curated record. Gene Ontology annotation, cellular component: proton-transporting V-type ATPase, V0 domain. NCBI's taxonomy places the organism in Eukaryota, Fungi, Basidiomycota, Agaricomycetes, Agaricales, Omphalotaceae. Gene Ontology annotation, molecular function: proton-transporting ATPase activity, rotational mechanism. The transcript is spliced from 7 exons.
UACCCAACGGUCCGUUGACGGUGAGUGCGGUAGGAGACGGAGUAAAAGAUACAGUUGUAGGGAGCAUUAUUGGUUUACCGCCAAUAUGAGAGACAUGUUUGUAGGUCGUUGCUGAAGAGCUGAAGUUUCGAAGAGCAAAGCCCAGUCGCGCUCGAGGAAUCAUCGGGUGAAGCAGACUUUUCAAUUUGCCGGCCGGCAAUUUAACCUCAACUGGUCCCUCGACGUAUCGAAAGCCUUUGGCUUCUUUCCAGCUUCUUUCUCUCCUUGAACUUUUGCACAAUAAUCAUGUCCGUUUGUCCACCCUAUGCACCCUUCUUUGGCUUUGCAGGUGUAGCUUCUGCAAUGGUACUUAGUACGAUUGGUGCCGCGUUUGGCACUGCCAAAGCUGGAAUUGGUAUUGCAGGCCUUGGGACGUUCAAGCCGGAGUUAAUCAUGAAGUCACUUAUACCUGUUGUCAUGUCUGGUAUCAUUGCCGUGUAUGGCCUUGUCGUGUCAGUGCUAAUAUCCGGGGCACUAACACCGGAAGGCUAUCCCUUGUUUGCUGGCUUUAUCCACCUUGGAGCAGGACUUGCUUGUGGGUUCACUGGGCUCACUGCUGGAUAUGCCAUUGGGAUAGUGGGCGACGCGUGUGUGCGAGCAUACGUGCAAGAAUCAAAAGUGUUUGUAUCAAUGGUACUCAUUCUGAUUUUCGCAGAAGUUCUAGGGUUGUAUGGUCUAAUCGUGGCAUUGAUAAUGAAUUCAAAGGUAGCCGGCGGUGUAGGGGACAUAUGCUACAGCUAGUUUACUCCUGAGUCGUUUGAUACAGCAUUUCAACAUCUUGGACAUUUU